Capsella rubella is the source of this 976-nucleotide messenger RNA. Its product is annotated as thaumatin-like protein. NCBI's taxonomy places the organism in Eukaryota, Viridiplantae, Streptophyta, Magnoliopsida, Brassicales, Brassicaceae. Gene Ontology annotation, biological process: defense response. Gene Ontology annotation, cellular component: extracellular region. Bases 3 to 812 code for a protein of 269 amino acids. The record is from RefSeq and is a predicted model, not a curated record. The transcript is spliced from 3 exons.
CAAUGAGAAAUGUGAAGCUGCUUCAGAGUCUUGGUCUUCCCACUCAAGUUGAAAUCAGAAGAAGAACCAUCACAAUGGCUUCUUCAACGUCGUCUCUCUUCCUCCUCCCUCUCCUUCUUCUUCUCUCCCACGCUUCAGCAUCAACGGUAAUAUUCUACAACAAGUGCACCUACCCUGUCUGGCCUGGGAUUCAAGCUAGCUCCGGUCAACCUCUCCUCGCCGGCGGCGGCUUUAAACUGUCUCCCAAAAGAGCUUACACUCUCCAACUUCCACCGCUCUGGUCCGGUCGCUUCUGGGGACGCCACGGUUGUUCCUUCGACAGAUCUGGUCGUGGUCACUGCGCCACUGGCGACUGCGGUGGUUCUCUCCUCUGUAACGGAGCCGGCGGUGUACCUCCGGCUACACUCGCCGAGAUCACCCUUGGUCAUGACAUGGACUUUUAUGACGUCAGCCUCGUUGAUGGAUAUAACUUGGCGAUGUCUAUAAUGCCAGUGAAGGGUACGGGAAAGUGUACCUACGCCGGUUGCGUGAGCGACCUGAACCGGAUGUGUCCUGUUGGUCUACAGGUCCGUUCACGUGACGGGAAACAGGUAGUAGCCUGUAAAAGCGCGUGCUCCGCCUUCAACUCACCACGCUACUGUUGUACCGGCUUGUUCGGUAACCCACAGUCAUGCAAGCCCACGGCUUACUCUAAGAUCUUCAAGGUGGCUUGCCCAAAGGCCUACUCCUACGCCUACGAUGACCCAACUAGUAUUGCUACCUGUUCUAAAGCUAACUACGUCGUCACGUUUUGCCCUCACCACGGCCGUUGAUUGAAAAAUCUCAGUUUUUAAUAUAUGAAAUUAUAUAUUUAGUACGAUCGAGGCUCUUCUUUUGAGUUCAUUAUAUCAAGACUUUUGUUCUGCCGCUUAAUACAUAUUAAGAACAUGCGUUUACGUACGCGUUUGAUAAAUCAGUGGAUGUUUCAACAAUCCAA